GUGACGUUUAAUUUUUGAAUGAUUGGAAAUCCCGCUCCUCCUCCUUUUUUAAAUUCCUCUCCCCAGAGAGCCGUUGGCAACCCGACCCCCAAUUCGAUCCUCUUCGCGCUCCAACUCCAGAGAGAGAAUUUGUUCCAGAGCCGGUGACAAACUCCGACGAAUUUCAUUUGGUGAGAUUCAGAGCCCUAAGAAAUGGCAACAAACAUUGGGAUGAUGGAUUCUGCUUAUUUCGUUGGAAGAUCGGAGAUCCUCGCCUGGAUCAACUCCACUCUUCACCUUAAUCUUUCCAAAGUCGAGGAGGCAUGCUCGGGUGCGGUUCAUUGCCAAUUGAUGGAUGCGGCUCACCCUGGGAUGGUGCCAAUGCACAAGGUCAACUUUGACGCGAAGAGCGAAUACGAAAUGAUCCAGAAUUAUAAGGUUCUCCAAGAUGUCUUCAACAAAUUAAAAAUCACCAAGCAUAUCGAGGUGAGUAAGCUUGUGAAAGGAAGGCCCCUCGAUAAUCUGGAGUUCAUGCAGUGGAUGAAACGUUAUUGUGAUUCCGCUAAUGGAGGUGUUGUUCAAAGUUAUAAUGCUUUGGAAAGGAGAGAAGCAUCCAAGGGAGGAAAGGACGCAAGCAAAAAGAGCACCACAUCACAUUCUUCUGCAAAAGGUUCAACAGGCGCUGCAUCCAGGGCUCAGGUCUCUCAGAAUGCUCGGAGAAAUGAGGCAUCAGUGAACUCCGGAAAUCAGGCAGCGAAUGCUUCAAAACCUUCAUCAAAUGGAGGAUUGACUGCAUAUGAUGAACAGAUCACAACAUUGAAACUGUCGAUCGACAGCCUUGAGAAAGAGAGGGAUUUCUACUUUGCAAAGCUAAGGGAUAUCGAGAUACUCUGCCAGAGUCCAGAGAUUGACGAGUUGCCUGUUGUUGGAGCUAUAAGGAAGAUACUAUAUGCUAUAGAUGAUGAUGCAUCAGUGGUGGCAGAAGCUCAAGCUAUGGUGUCUGGUCACCAUAACGAACCAAUCAAUCUUUUGAGUCCAAUUGCUGAAGUUUCUGAUGAGAAACUAAGUUUAGAAACCCAGAAGAGAAAGAGUAUUAUCAAUUUUGAUGUAGAUGUUGCUGGCAUAACAACUUUGUCUCCAAGGCAGAGGACAUCUGAUGCUUCUGAUGUUCAUUGCAGUGGAUCACCGCUUAUGACCUACUAACCAAACCAUUCUUUUAUAUCCGUCCUCAAGUAGUAUGGUUGUCAAGUUACCCCAGUUGGCUGGCCACUGUAUCUAGAGUAGUUCUGAUAUAAUUCUAAGAUCUGUUUCUUCAGAAUGUUUCAUGUAACUCUUUUUUACGUAGAAUUGCCGAAGAGACCCUAAAAUGAAACAAAUCCCUUUGGGACCGAAACGUGUUUUGCUCCGAAAUUUCUAUGUUAUAAUGUGGUAUUGUGGUAUUGUGAACUUGUUGCACUCUACCCCAUUCUGUCGUCAUCCCAUGCUUUACUUCUUUCAGUCUUCAGCUAUGACCAAUUGAGGCAAAAUUUCGAGUCAAA
Molecule: messenger RNA, 1517 nt
Organism: Cucumis melo (muskmelon)
Lineage: Eukaryota; Viridiplantae; Streptophyta; Magnoliopsida; Cucurbitales; Cucurbitaceae
Product: microtubule-associated protein RP/EB family member 1C-like
Exons: 6
Coding region: 193-1182 (329 amino acids)
Biological process (GO): thigmotropism; spindle assembly; regulation of microtubule polymerization or depolymerization
Cellular component (GO): cytoplasmic microtubule; microtubule organizing center; spindle midzone
Molecular function (GO): microtubule plus-end binding
Source: RefSeq, a predicted model, not a curated record